AUGGCCCCCUGGCAAAUAUGGCAUCGUCACAGCUCGCUUGACCACAUGGAUCACCAUGCUAUGAGCAUCGGAGCAAGAGGAGCCAACGUCAGCAACAGCACGCUCCAUCCCAUGCCACCGGUGGACCUCAUCCCGCUGUUGGAAGCGGUCGACGAGGAGGACGAGGAAGAGGAGGCCUGCAGUUUCUUUGCGCUACGGUCCGGCACAGCAGCAGAGUUCUCGGAUGCCCUCGCGGAUGCUCCCCAGCUGCUCCCAAAACUCGUCCCAGGCUUGUUGAGCUCCACCACCACCUCCUUGGGCUGCGGCAUCUCGAUGGCCGCCAGCAUGGGCUCCAGCAUCUCGCAGUUGUUGCGCUGGUCGUCGUCCAUGCGCUCCAUGUUGACGUCGCCCGUCUUGAACCGCAGCCUCUCGCGGCCCUGCGUCCCCGUCCACGGCUUCCACUCGGGCGUGUCCGCGGCCCUCAUCGGGUUCGGAUCGAGCGUCCGCACAAACGACGCCCAGUAG
Molecule: messenger RNA, 504 nt
Organism: Pyricularia pennisetigena
Lineage: Eukaryota; Fungi; Ascomycota; Sordariomycetes; Magnaporthales; Pyriculariaceae
Exons: 2
Coding region: 1-504 (167 amino acids)
Source: RefSeq, a predicted model, not a curated record